This is a messenger RNA of Auanema sp. JU1783, 1725 nucleotides long. The record is from the annotation of a GenBank genome assembly. Lineage: Eukaryota; Metazoa; Nematoda; Chromadorea; Rhabditida; Rhabditidae.
AUGGAUUCAAUCGAAAAAACGCUGACAGCAACUCAAAAUUUGCUGUGCGCGUUAGAACAUAACCCUGAGCGCGAAAGAGAAAAGGAUUUCUAUGAAAAAAUUCACUUUCUCCGUGAAAGCCACAAGGUUACUACAAAGUUUUUAGAAGAGAAAUGUCGUAGCACAACAUCUUUACAAAAUCAACGGUUCCUCGAAAAUGCAACAUAUCAUUCUUCUCCUGGAUGUACACACUAUUGGUCUGAUUUAAAACAAGAGAAGGAACCAGAGAAACACAAACAGUUCAGUUCAAGCGUUAUGAGAAGGAAAGAUCAUAAAAUACCUGCGCGGCCACGCUUGCUUCCUUCAAAAAUGAAUAAGUCAAAGAAUAAAUCGAAAGCUCAGGAAGAGAAUCAAGAGCUCAAAGAGCAGCCAGCUGCAAACAAACAAACUGUACCAAAACCUUUCAAGUUUUUGACAAGAAAACCUUUGGGAAACACGUACUCUAGGAAAUUCAUUGAAGACAUGAUUUUAAAAAAAGAAGCUGAAAAAGUUGAAGAGAAAAAGAUGUUGGAAUCAUUGAAGCCAUUCAAAGCUUCUCCCAUUCCUUCGACAACUUAUAUAUCCAACAAUAAGUUUGUAAAUGAUCCGAAAUAUCUCGAGUCAAUCCAGAAACUAAUCAAACAAAGAUUAUCGGCAUCUCAACAGAAGCUUAAAAGCAAAAGUUGUGCAGACUUAACUCGUAUUACUUCAAGGCCUGUUCCUCUAUCAACUUAUAUUUCAUCUGGAGAUUUGAACAAACUUCAUCGAGAACGAGAUCAGUCGAAACGAGCAACCAGUUUAUUAAAAGAAGCUCAUUCACCUCCAGGCAUAAAGGAACACUCUAUUAAGACGAACAUAGCAUUCCGACUUCGUCACAAAAAAUGUGUUGAGGAUGAGCAGAAGCUCAAACCUCCCAAAAAAGUUCCCGAUUUCAAAACGCUUCAUAAACAGUUCAAGAACACGCAAGCGAGAUCAAGACCAAGAACAACGCUGGUGAUCCCGUUCAACUUCUCAGAAACUAAGAAUUCAAAACAUCGAAAAUGUCGUUCGGCCACCCCGUCUCGUCGAUUCUCUGCCAAUCCAGUUCCCAUUUUUUCUAACUAUGAUUUUAACACCUAUAGAACCACAUUAUCGACUCAGCUCCGUUUGGAAGCAACAAGGAACAAGCUAUCUGAAGAAAAUAGCAAAAAACCUGGUGGUUUCUGGAGUUUCAAUAAUGAUCGAAUGAAAUCAGCAAAGAAUAAGUUGAUAUCAACCGUUAAAAAAUCUCAGAGCACCUCAGACAUAUCAAAAAAAGCAAAAGAGAAACGAUCAAACCUGAUGUCUCUGACCCAUGAGUACAAUUUACAAUUGAAAGAAAUGCAAGAACGGGUUCUAAACCGGCCUCUAAUUAUGGAAAUGCAAACUUCUACUUCUCACAAAAAUGCUUUGGAUAGGAAAUUUAAAAAUAUUAUGAACAAUGUCAAGAAGAAUAAGAGAGAAAAACCAAGUACUUCUGAUGUUUCCAACAACACUUAUUCCGUUCAUCGAGAAGGAAGCGAGGUUACCACUGCGCACAGUGAAGAGAAAGAAGACGAUGAAAAACUAAGUGAGGAACCGUACGAGUCCACAAAGAAAAGUGUAUCGUCAAGCUCGUCUUUUUCCUCUACUUCUUCAGUGUCUUCCUCAACAACAUCAUCCAAAACUUCUUCUUCGACUUCAUCCUGA